AUGACGGUCUGUACUUAUAACGCACGUACGCUGGCAUCGGAAGCGACCAUCGAAGAUCUGAUCAUGCAAACCAAGAAGAUUAAGUACGACGUCAUCGGACUGACCGAGACGAGACGACAUAACCCUCUCAACGCCGUAUAUGAAUCUGGAGAAGAACUGUUCUUAGGAACAUGCGACAGUAGAGGUGUUGGUGGAGUUGGCCUCCUCGUCAACAAGAUUAUGACAACAAACGCCGACUCUUUCGAACAACUUACGACCCGAGUCGGGCGUCUGCGGACGAGAAGAUGUGGUCUAGCCCCAGCUUUGACUAUCUUCGUCGCUUACGCUCCAACAUCAAGCUACGAAGAAGAAGAAGAAGUGGAAGCUUUCUAUCUGAACAUGGAGAAGUUCUAG
Molecule: messenger RNA, 393 nt
Organism: Necator americanus (New World hookworm)
Lineage: Eukaryota; Metazoa; Nematoda; Chromadorea; Rhabditida; Ancylostomatidae
Exons: 1
Coding region: 1-393 (130 amino acids)
Source: RefSeq, a predicted model, not a curated record